GAGGGCCGACAACGAGGCCAGCGUGUCCUACUUUCUCUUCCACCAAUCGCCGUCAAGGCCUCGUGGAGCGAUGGAGUGAGAGCGACACAACGCGACCUCUUGCAGCACUUCACGCGGUGGUGUCCAGUUUCCACACAGUAUGGGUCACAACAGACCCAGUUUUCCAAGGAAAUAUUGGUUAUAUCGCCAAAGAAGAUUUGUCAUCAGCCCUUUAUCUUGUUUACAAGCGCGUGCUGCCGGCUGUGGGUGCUGACAACCAUCUGCUCGCUCCGCCAGGCAGGCGGCCAGUGUCCUGUGGCUGCAUUCAUCUUGGAGUGGAGGUGCCGUCAAGUGCUGUUUGCUGGAGGCAAACCAAGCAAAAAACGACCAUUUCUUGCAGAAAGAAGAUGGCUUUCAGUAUGUCUGUGCAAAGGGCUGUGUGUGCCUGCGGGAUGCUGACGAGGGCCGGAAGUGUCAGUGGUGCCGCACCUUCGGCCUUUGUGGUCACCAAACGAAGUUUUUCCGAAGAGCUGUACACCAGACUGACUGAGCGAGAGAGGUCGCAGUCAGUUACCUCGUUUUACUACCAAAGUGCCAUUGACCAGGCCGCUGGCAAGCCAUCUGUGCGCCUGACUCCAGCAGCCAUCCUUUAUGCUGGAAAGAGCCCGGACAAGAGUCAUAUUUUGAGAAGUGCUCAGUAUCUGAGCAAGGAGUUGCCAGUUCGAAUCGCACAUCGCAUCGCCGGCUUUCGUAACUUGCCAUUUAUAGUUGGUUGCAAUCCCAUUAUUCUGCAAGUGCACGAGCUUUACAUUCGAGCGUUCCAUAUCUUGUCCAGCUUUACACUUAUCAGGAACUUGCAAGAGGAGGAGAAGUAUGCAGAGACUGUUCGGCAGUUACUGGAUGACCACAAAGAUGUCGUCACUCAACUAGCUGAAGGCUUUUCUCAAGUCCGCAAGCACAUUGCUGAUGAAACUCUGAUCAAAUCUUUCCUGGAUCGAACUCUCACCUCUCGACUUGGAAUCCGAUUAUUAGCAGAGCAUCACUUAUCACUACAUGAUGAAAAGCCUAACCAUGUAGGUAUUGUGAAUGUGGCCUUUUCUCCCCGCAAAGUUCUAGAAAAAAGAGCUCAGUAUGUCAAGUCUAUAUGUGAGGGAAAGUAUGGAUAUGCCCCAGAGGUUUCGUUGAAUGGUCACCUGAAUGUAACCUUUCCAUACAUCCAGCCUCCUUUUGACUACAUCCUGACGGAACUACUCAAGAAUGCUUUCAGAGCAACUGUUGAAACGCAUGCCAACAAUCGUAACAAUCUGCCAGAAGUGGUUGUCACUAUAGCCAAUAAUGACAGUGAUUUUGUUAUCAGGAUUUCUGACCGUGGUGGUGGCAUCCCAAACAAGCUGAUGUCCAAAGUCUUUGAGUACAAUUUCACUACUGCAUGGUCUUCUGCAGAUGAAAUGGCUGAUGGGCACAUCUUUGAUGGCUUCAUGAACAAUCCACAGUCCAGCCCCAUGCCAGGAAAGAUGCAUGGGUAUGGCUUUGGACUACCUACAGCACGUGCUUAUGCAACAUACUUGGGAGGGAGCCUGACCAUGGAGAGCAUGCCUGGCAUUGGCACCGAUGUGUACCUACGCCUGGCUCAUAUUGAUGGCAAAACGGAAAGCUUCAGAAUCUAGAAGUUGUUUGUACCAUCUUCUGUCCUUCCUUUGAUUGUGUCAUUUAAAAAGAAAAGUUUACGAAACAUUGACACCAUUUUUUUUUUGUAAACAUUUCUUAUGCAAUGCAGAUGUGGAAUGCACACAAAAGAAAUAUGGAGAUAGUUAAUAGCAUGUCUUUCAUUCCUUGCCUUUUUUAGUUUUGUUUGUGCAAAUGAUUUAUGGUUCACUACAAUAUAUUGCCAUAAAACUAGUUUUUUUAUGUGAAAUAUUUCUGUAUGACAAUGUUUAAACUUGCUUUUACAUUGAUUAGGUGUCACGAGCAUGUUUGUCUUUGAGGUUGAUUACAAUGUGCACCUAUUUCUAGUCUGAGGAUAAGAACCAAACAUCUCUCCACAGAUGAUGGUAUUAACUAGCUUGCACUUCUCCACAGAAAUUGGUAUUGUGGGUCCUCAGAUGUUUGUACUUCUUUGCUUAAAAAGGCAAAGCCUUCGUAAACUGUGUACAAAUGUAUGAACAUGUGUUGUAAGAUAAAUAACUUUGUUUUUGUCAAAUACAUUUGUCCCAAUUUUAUUUUUAAAGUACCUAUAAAAAUAGAAAUCUCGUGCUUUGACUUUAUCCAUCAAUGAAGUUCAGCGACAUUUUUGAGGCUGCAAGAGGUGUAACUUGCUAUAAUAAACCCGAGUUCCUCAAUUUUCAGAAUAAAGUCAGCAUUUUCUGAAUGAAGUCAGAUCUCCCAAAUUUUUGUGUGCUUCUAAGCCAUGUUCAGAAAUUGUUUGCUCUAUGUAUUUUUCCCUCUCCACAUGAUUGUUGUAUAUUCCUACUGGAUACAUUGGUGCGGGUUUGGUUAAUGUCUUCUUUUUUUUUAACAAUUACUGCCCAUUAAUUUAAGCUGAAAAGUGAUGGCUUACUAUCACAUUUAUUUUGCCUGAAUUCAGUACUCUGUUAUUUACAAUGCAGUUUUUUGUAUCCCAAUGUUGAAAUGUAUGGUAGCUGGUCUAAUGACGUUCGUGCCUUCUAUGCUCUGCUGCGUAGUUUGCGUGCUACAAAAUAUGAGGCACUGUGAAAGUGAAAGAUGUGUGAAAUGAAAGAUUAGGCCUGUAAAAUGUGAAUGUUAGUCUCUGUAAUGCACAUAGAAAUUGUGAAGAUCAUAGGAUUGUGUCCUUGGGUGAGGUGUAAAAACUGCCAAAAACUAUUUUAAAAAAGAGAAAGGCACCAGCAGCCUGGUUGCAGCUGCACAUUACCAAGGCACUGGCCAGAUCUAGUCGGUUGUAGUGUUGCCUGAGGGUGAUGAGGUGUCACAUAGUUGUCAUUUUACACUGCGUACUUGUGUCUCAUACAUUCCCAGUCUACCUGACAAUCAUAAUAAAUAUUGGGAAUUGUGUGAAACUGUAAUUUUCUGUAUAGUGUUUGAUCGAGAAUGCGCUUUACUGAUGGUGGGCCAUUAAAAAUUAUUGAGGAGUCUGUAUAAUCCAUUUUUGACAAGCAGUAACCAACAUGUAGGGUUUUUUUUGCAACCUGUAUUUUGUAUGCAAAGUACUGUAUGGUGUCUCAACAGUGAGAUUAUACUUGAUUUUGUACAUACAUGUACGCACUUAUUUGAUCUAAUAAUAAGCAAUGACUGUAUUUUUUAACACUUCAUACAUUUUCAUUCCUGAUGAAAAGAAAAUUAUAGAAGCCAAAUCCUACUGCAUACAUUCAUGAAACAAAAUGACAAAGCUGCAUUUGUCUUUCCCUCAUCCCGUGUGCGUGGCGGUCAUUUUACUGCUUUCUCUGGUGAAAAGAAUAAGUUUUCAAAACAUGGAUCACAGUGGAAAAAAUCUCAAAAUAUUGAUGGAUAUUACACUAAUCCCUCUGGAGCAUGAGAUCAUGAUGACAUAUUUUUCAAGCUCUUUGCUGUAUGAAGCAGUUAUUAGAAUUUUGGAGAAAAAACUAAAACUAGAGCUCUACUAUUUUCUGAUGCCAAGGGAAAUUGCAUAUUUUUAAUAGCAAAUAAUCAUUCUGUUUACUUUUAAGAAAAGUAGGCGUUGUUUCCACAGAAAUGAGGCUUUGACUAUAAUAAAAAGAGAUCUGUAACCUGCCUGAUAUUGAAGACUAGGUGUUAGUGGGUGUUGUCUUGCACCACUACUCCAGAUGUUUGCAUAGAUCAGACUUGUUUUUGUUUAAACAAUAUUGACAGUCACCUGUUGUCCUGAUUGAGCCCCGUAUGUCCUCAAGCAUGUGAUAAAUUGUGUGGAGAUAUUUCAAGUUUUGCGGCCCUGAUUUUCCUUCGUUUUCAAAACCAUACUCAUACCAUAUUCUAGAGUUGCUACAGAUGAAAUAGUAGCAAUAAUAAUUAAAAGCAUCUUUCUAAUUGUAGCAUCUGUUUUUGUAAAGACAUGCUGAUGCAUCUUGUGCACUUCUGUUACACUCUUUCAUUAUUUUGAGUCUAUGGUGUUCCUGGCUUUGAAAAUGAGGGGCCAUCUGAGGAAAGGACAUGUAGAGAGUGAGUUUAGCUGAAUGAAGAGUGUCUUCAUGUCACAGGUUUUACCCAUCAAGCCUGGUUUAUAAUUCAGGUGGUUUGCCCUAAAUUUUUAUAUAUUGUUAACUAGUGGUUUGAGAUUAUGUUGGGUCUGUCUGAUACAUAGAAUCUCCCAGAUUGCUUUAGUUUUUCUAACAACAAUUUUUAAAUAUUUUCAUGUUGUGAAAAGUGAUUCCUUUUGAUAUAGAAUGACAUUUAAAAAUUCUUUUAUUUAUAUCAUCCAGCUAGAGACUAGCAGCACAAAGUCAAAGAUAUUGUUAGUGAGGAGGCAGUACUUCAUAUUUUGAUAUGUUCUACCCAAAAUGUAUUAAGUGCCAGUGCCAAGAUUGUGACGUGUUUCAUCAAAGAGAACAUGUUGGAACGCUGAGAUUGGAGUAUAUCUGUGAUAAAUGUGAAAUUAUGUGUAGAGAGCUCUGGGGGAGGUGCUGAUUAUAGUGUGCUUGUUGAUGACCAAAUCUUCAAGUCCUUAAGGCUAUUCUUAACUGGGCAAAGCGACAAACCUAUCAGUCCCAUAUCCCAAACCUAUCAGUGCCAUAAUGAAAAAAUAAAAGUUUCGACUUAGCGUGUUGACCAAAGUUCCAAUGUCCAGAACAUUCGCCCCAAAACUGUUGACGUCCUGUGACUUUCAAAGACAACUUUGCCAAACUUGGUCAUUCUACAAUUUUGCCUGUAGACUGAAUAUGAUCUGAUCAUGUACAUCAGUGUGUCAUAGCUUCACGUACCAGACUUCAUCAUAGAAAGGUCAUAGGAGAAUGUUUUUUUAAGCUGACAGUAUGUGUGGUUGCUUAUUACUUUGGCAGAUUGUGCACAGCUUAAAAAACAUUUUGUCUAAGUAUUCCCCAUCACCUUGCUCUGAAAUCUGCUUGUUCUGAUGGUCACCAUUCUAUCUCUGUACGAGUAUAAAAAACGCAAAAUGAAA
Messenger RNA from Pomacea canaliculata, 5065 nucleotides. Its product is annotated as 3-methyl-2-oxobutanoate dehydrogenase [lipoamide] kinase, mitochondrial-like. Gene Ontology annotation, molecular function: pyruvate dehydrogenase (acetyl-transferring) kinase activity. NCBI's taxonomy places the organism in Eukaryota, Metazoa, Mollusca, Gastropoda, Architaenioglossa, Ampullariidae. Gene Ontology annotation, cellular component: mitochondrion. The transcript has 11 exons. Gene Ontology annotation, biological process: protein phosphorylation; regulation of glucose metabolic process. The coding region runs from base 387 to 1646 and encodes 419 amino acids. The record is from RefSeq and is a predicted model, not a curated record.